Silurus meridionalis is the source of this 1269-nucleotide messenger RNA. Its product is annotated as calcium/calmodulin-dependent protein kinase II inhibitor 2. Gene Ontology annotation, biological process: negative regulation of protein kinase activity. The coding region runs from base 232 to 543 and encodes 103 amino acids. Gene Ontology annotation, molecular function: protein kinase binding; calcium-dependent protein kinase inhibitor activity. The transcript has 3 exons. Lineage: Eukaryota; Metazoa; Chordata; Actinopteri; Siluriformes; Siluridae. The record is from RefSeq and is a predicted model, not a curated record.
UAGUGACGUGCUCAGAAACGACCAAGGAAAUCCCCAAAGCAGGAGUUACGACACAGUGAGCUGUCUGUGUAAAACAGCCUCUACUUCCGGCUUGCGAUACUGAAAACAAGCAGCUGACGUGUGGUUUCACCUUCUUUCACUUCUACAGUAUCAUCCAGCGGGUGGUUUAAAGCGACCUCACAGCGCAGUACAGCACAGACCCCGAGCUCUACCAGGACCCACAGGAGAUAUAUGAAGAGUUCGUGUGAACUGGAUCAGUUAGACGCCGCCGCUGUCAUGUACGGAAGUGCAGGUCUGCCCGAGCUCAUCCCGUCCGCAUGCGCAAUGCGACCCAGUGCCGUCCUGCCCUACAGCCCCGGACCCGGAGCCGGGGAUAGACACGGGGCCCAGCUGUCCUCCAACCCCCGCAGGAUGCACAGAACCCCCAAACUCGGACAGAUCGGACGAUCCAGGAGAGUGGACAUCGAUGAUGAAGACUUGGAUGAUGUCAUGAACAACAACAGAAGCUUCCCACUUUCCAUCAGUGUCUCACCUGUUGCUUAAAAGCAUGCUGGACUGUGCCAAAGCUGCAUCAUGGCCAACAUCAUGAAUCGUUAUUUCUAUUUUCUUGUUGUGAAGUGGGAUUAUUUUAACACAAGUGCACACUCUUUCUCUUUCUACCUACCUAUCUAUCCAUCUCUCUAUCUCUUUCUAUCUCUGGAUUUUUGCUGUCUUUAUCUCAGGACUGCUGACUGUUCAGUGCUUUGAUGUGAUCAUUGCUUGUUCAGCAUUUGUAACUUUAAUCGUGUGGCUGUGACAUUGACUGUGUCAUCAUUACCUCUCUGUUCACACUGCAUUUUGAUACUGAAAUUGAAGAUGAUUUCUAAAGGCACAGGGCUAUAUUCGUUUAAAAAAAAAAAAAAAAAAAAAAAAAAAAGCACUUUAGUGAGCGGACAAAUACCAAAAGUAGGUUUGCUCCACUCUCACAAACAUGUUCUGUGAAAAUCUGUUAACCUGUGACACACACACCUUAGGAUUCACAGUUACCUUGGAAACAGAGGUCUUUUGGCAUGUUUCUGCUCCCGGUCUGUUUAGUAGUUAUUUACAGGGAGUGCUUUUUUCACCUUUGUUCUAAAUGAAUUAUUCUCAAAGAUGGUCUAAAAUAACGGUUAUGCUAAUCUGCUGUUUGUGCAUUAUAAUUGACUUGCAUGGAAUUGCUCGUUGAUUUUCAUUUUGUAUUUGCAAAUUGCAUUUUUGAAAAGAAAUAAUAAAGUAUGCAUGAUUAUCAGA